Molecule: messenger RNA, 956 nt
Organism: Cotesia glomerata
Lineage: Eukaryota; Metazoa; Arthropoda; Insecta; Hymenoptera; Braconidae
Exons: 2
Coding region: 46-906 (286 amino acids)
Source: RefSeq, a predicted model, not a curated record
AAACUUCUGGAAAUCUGUCUGCGAUGGAAGUAGAAACUCCCAAUAAUGAGGAAAUUGAAUCAUCAUCCGAGAAAUGAUUACAAGGAGUUUUUGGAGCUGAGCUGUAUCUUUUUGGGUGGUAUCAAAAGUCAUAGAGCCGAAUUUAAAGCACCUGGUGCUUUUCAUCACGCACGGUGGUUAUCGAAAGCUCUCUAUUGCUUGAAAAUAUAUAUGUUUAGAAACCAGUUUAAAAUGGGAGCAAACGAAAAAAAAAUUUUGCAGAAAAUAUGUGUUUUCAUCGUAAUAUUUUAUGUAAAAAUAUGGUUUACUGCUCUUAAUGCAAUAAAUGCUCCAAACUCGGAUUUGCAAUUAGUAAAAGAUCUUAUUGACUACAGAAAAAUACAUCCAGAAAUUGCAAAUGCAGCACUCGAUAAAUUGUCUCGGCAUUUGUGGUACUUACACGAAAAUCUUGCUUGCUUAGCUCUUUUUGAUGAAACUGUGUCAGUAGAAGAAAAAGUAAAGAUCGUACAAAAAAUAAAUUCCCAGGUAGCGGUCAAAAAGCCUAAUAAACGUUUAUCAGUCGCUUAUGAAGAAAUAACGUCGUUAUCUGAGAAAAACAUAAGCGAUUUUGUUAAUCCAAACUCGUUGUUUAUUUUUGAACAAUUUGAGCUCCCCUAUGAAUUUUUGCAUACAGAUCCAAGUUUGUGGGAAUCAAAUCUUGAGUAUAAACGAUGUUAUGAUACAUUCAAAAAGUUAAAAGUAGUAAACGAUACUGCGGAAAGAGGAGUAGCGCUAGCCGAAAGUUUUAAUGAAGUAUUGACUUAUAACGAAGAUGAAAGACAAAGAAUUUUUCAAACUGUUCAGCACCAUCGAUCUCAAUACACAUCGUGUAAAAAAUCACAAUAUAUUGACAAUGAAUUAAUCUAACAAUUCAUUUUUCUGCUUUCAAUAAUAAUUAAUUGGUAUUGUUGUUUUUA